AUGUCAAAAACAAAAUCAAAAACAUGUCAACCAUUUAUGCCAGCUUCUCAAAUAAAUUUUCUAGAACAAAGCGAACAAAACUUGGCCUACGACAUUGUCGAUGAACUCUUUGGUCAACAUGAUUCCGAGUCGUUGGUUGCCCCACAGCGGAGUAUACCCUCGAGCGAAAGUUACGUAGAUCAGCGUCUCAAGUACUGGAAAAUGAUGCUGCGGCAACGAAGAGCAUUGCAGAGAAAGCUAAGACUGGCCACUGGCAAACAGCCGGAGGAAUUGCUUUUUAAUCAUCCAACCAGCAUUGAACAUUCCUCCAAAGAACAAAUGAAACGGCUAUUGGAUCAGGCUAAGAGAAUUGAUAGAAAGGAGGCUGUCGAAAUUGUUGGCUUGCCUAGACGAGCAGCUACGGAACUUCUGGGCACUGAAAGUGCAAAGAGUGUGGUGAAAAGCAAAUGGCUUCAAUCCAAACUUCUUGAGGAUCAUGUGGAAGAGCAAUUAUCGAAUAUUAAAAGGGUACUUGAGUUUUAUCCCGAUACUAACAAUCUGGAGGUAGUGGGCAAGGGUAUCCAUGUUAGGCCAACGGGCAAAUUUGAAACGUGUCAAUCCAUCAGCAGCAGCACUUUGACAACGGAAACGGCACCAACUUUGAACGAUACGAUCAGUCAGAUGUCUACAGCUACAAGCAUUGGAGUUCGAUCGUAUCGUUCAAGGUUUUUGGAAGAGAACCUGGACAUCGCUCUACUUAUUAAUGGGAUGCCCUAUAAGCCACAAUCACCGGAGUUUUCACCCAAUAUGGAACGUAUGUUUGUGUGCAAUCCCUUUGAGAACAUUUUGCGUACUGUUAUGCGUAUCGAGAAUGUUGGUCGUGUAGCCAUUCGUUUUAGUUGGAUGCAGGCAGACUUCUUUGCCUAUAACAGUACACUUUUCGAAAUGCUGGAUGAUGAGUUCAUUUUCGAUACAUCUCCGUUUCAACUUCGUUUUGGUGAAACCCGUGAGGUUUCAGUACUCUUUCGUCCCCGCAAAGUAUCGAUUGUGAAACAGAGAUGGCUUCUGAUGACACGUCCCCGCAUUUUCUGUCAUCGUCCUUGCGCUCUUACACUUAAUAUGCACGGUCGUUGCACACCAUCGCCAGAGUACACCAAACUUCUCUUAGAUUACACAUUGGAUUACCUGCAGGAAGUGCGGAAAAGUAGUUUAAAAUUAUCAUUCGACAAGCUGCAAAUAAGUAAUAUCAUUAGUGAACCUUCGGCCUGUUCCUACCCUUAUCAACGAACUUUGGAAGAGCGAGAAGCUUUCAAUAAGCGGAAUAAAGGGUUUAAUUGUGCCACAUUUGACGAUAUGGAGGAGCUCAAACUGUUUUAUGAGCGCAUUAAACCAUACCCUAGAUACCCAAAAUGGGACUAUAGUGUUCGUUGGCUUAUCAACCUUGUGUGCCAACAUGACGAUAAGGCGGAACGUUUGCAGCUUUUCAAAGACUUGCAAAAUCUUCUUGGACGACUGCGUGGCAGAACUAAAACUCUAAAGGCUGGUGAUACCAAAGCUCGUCUAUGGGAACGUCAACACACAAGAUUUGUCUAUGUUCGUGGUGUGAUAGGCAAUGGUUUGGACAUAUGGGAGGAAAAAAUCUGCUUACUAGAGAAAUUGUUGCUCAAACAACGUUUGCAAUCUCAGAGGGCAGACCAAGAAAUGACAACCAAUGAGGCUCUUGUUAAAAAAGUCGAAAAAGAAUUACGUCACUCAAAUCAUUUUCGUCAAUCUAUAUAUCUUUUUUCGUAUAAUGUACUCUGUAAUUUGGCUGAAGAUAUAGUUUCCGUAAUUGAAAGCACUGAAUUGGUCUGAACACAGUAUGCCAA
Messenger RNA from Drosophila willistoni, 1847 nucleotides. RefSeq lists its product as uncharacterized. Bases 1 to 1833 code for a protein of 610 amino acids. The transcript has a single exon. Lineage: Eukaryota; Metazoa; Arthropoda; Insecta; Diptera; Drosophilidae. The record is from RefSeq and is a predicted model, not a curated record.